Molecule: messenger RNA, 1287 nt
Organism: Chelonus insularis
Lineage: Eukaryota; Metazoa; Arthropoda; Insecta; Hymenoptera; Braconidae
Gene: pn
Product: exopolyphosphatase prune
Exons: 6
Coding region: 93-1223 (376 amino acids)
Cellular component (GO): cytoplasm
Molecular function (GO): exopolyphosphatase activity
Source: RefSeq, a predicted model, not a curated record
GUUAAAUUUUCUAUGAAUCCUACACACAUUUCACAAUUUUUAUGUAAGAAAAAUUGAACGGAUUCUAACCUUAAUUUUGAUAUAAAGUCAGUAUGAAAAUGGAGGAAUUUCUCAGAGAGUCCAAAUCUGCUUUAAAUAAAUUAGAUGAGUUCACGAAAGUUAAAGUAAUCUUAGGAAAUGAAACUUGUGAUCUAGAUUCAGCUGUUUGUUCUUUAACUCACGGAUUGUGGCAUUAUGAUAAUUUAAAGAACAAGAAUAUCCAGGAUGUAGCUGUUAUACCUGUUUUAAAUAUCAAGAAAAAUGAAUUGAAAUUAAAAACAGAAGUAGUUUAUCUUUUCAAUGAACACCAAGUUCCAUUAGAAUUAUUAACAUUUCGAAAUGAAAUCGAUUUAAGUGACUUGAAUAAACGACAGAUGUUGGAAUUAAGUCUUGUGGAUCACCACACGUUGAGCGAUUACGACACGUCGUUGGCAGACGCAGUGUUAGAAGUAAUCGAUCAUCGACCUCAGGACCCGAAUUGGAUGUGGACAGGUCGCGAUGUUAAUCUGGAAAAGGUCGGCAGCUGUGCCACCCUUAUCGCUAGAAAUAUAUUGGAAAAAAAUCCAAAACUGCUGGACUUUCAUAUCUCCAGUUUGUUGAGAGGACCGAUUCUGAUAGACACGUGCAAUUUUUCCGAGUCAGCGGCACGUGCAACUCCACUUGAUAUCAAAGUCACUCGAGAGUUAGAGAAGAUCAUAGAUACUUGUUCAUCCACCAAGCAAGACAGUAAAGAUGAAAUUUAUUCAAGAAUUUUAAGUGCAAAGACUGACAUUGGUUGUUUGUCGUCUGAAGAUCUCCUUUUAAAGGACUUAAAGUUUGUCAACGGAAUACCUAUACCUGGCUUACCUAUACUCGUAAAGGAAUUCUUGAAUUUAAAUGGCGCCUUGGAAGCUGUGAAUGCGUUUACAAGGGAGCGAGAAUGCUGCCUCACGAUUCUUUUGGGGAUGGAUUUAAAGGAAAACGUGGCGAAGCGAGACCUGGCUGUAUUCUCUUUCUUGCCCAAUGAUCUGGAAAAUAAAAUUACAAAAGCACUAGAGGAAAGUAGUGUUGCAAAGUUGUCACUAUUGGAGAGUACAUCGAAAGAAAACUGGAGUUUGAAGCUGUAUAAACAAGAGAACGUGCGGGCGACACGGAAGCAAAUACUGCCAAUUAUACAAAGCGCAUCAGCUGGUAUACAAUGUUGACCGUGUCCUCUAGUAGUAUAUACCACUUUCAGUAAUAUAAACAUUAAACUUUGUAUUAAGUUAA